AAGAGGCGACGGGGACUCGCAACGGAUGGUGCAGCGAUAUUAGGCGACUUUUCUACCCAUGGAGAUUCUAUGAAUCCAGCGGCCCCGACGUGAGCGGCGUCUGUUUUGGCUCCGCCCCCUCGGGGGUUCCCCCCGGCUUGCCCCGUCGCCUUAGCAACGGGAGAAGCCUGCCGGCCCCGCCUGCAACUGCCGCCCGGGCCGAAGGGGGCGUGGCCACGAAAGGCGGCAGCCGCGGCGGGAGGGCAUCCGAGAUGCGAGGCGUCUUCCCCGCCUGCGUGACUAGAGCCGCGGGGAUCCGCAGGUGGAUGGGAGAGUCCUGAGAAGCCCCUCCAGAUCGGAUCAAGACCAGGAUGGAGAAGACCAUAGAGGGGCUACAAGAACAAAUGAUGGCUAGAUCUAUCCCUUGUGAUGCUGAACUUCAACAACUCAUGCACCAGAUCGACAUAAUGGUAAACAAGAAGAAACUGGAAUGGGAAAAGAAAAUGCAGGGAUUGGAAGCAAGAAUGACUAUCCGGAAUGAAGAGUUAGCAAGUGCCCAGAGCAAAUUAGAUCAGAAAGGCCAAGAGGUGGGCUUACUCAGACAGAAGCUGGACAGCUUACAAAAGUCGAAAUAUGAGAUGGCUCAAAAUUACGAUGCCCAGCUCCAAGCCUUGAAAAUCCAAUUUGCUAAGCUGACACAAAGCUAUGAAAAGUUACAGUUGCACCAAUUAAAACAAAACAAAACUCACAGCGUGGAGAAAUGCACGGAAAACCAAGAAGCCCCAUUCCCGAUGAACAGCUUAAACCAGAAGUUGGAGCAACAAGCUCAAAAUUGUAAAAUCCAAAUACACUGUCAAAAGCUGAAGCAAAAUGAUGGGGGUCCUUGCAGCCAGUACAGAAACGAGCAGCUUGGGCUCCAGAACGGUGCUUUUACCGAGCCCGCUGAUAGGAACAAAUUCUUUAUGGAAAAACUUGAAUCAACCGUGAGUGAAAUCGCGGUGAGCAGAAACAAACUACAAGAGGAAAACUUAAAGCUCCAAAAGGAAGUAAAAAUGUACCAAAGGAAAUGCCAGAACACUGAAGUCAGGCUCCUGGAAGUGAGGAAUGAACUGCAGUCUCGUGAAGACCUCCUAAAUAUGGUGGAACUGGAAUGCCAGCAGUUGCGAAAGGAAGUGGCGAAAAUCGAAGAAUAUAAAAACAAAGAAGAAAAUCAAGUGAAGCUCCAGUCAGCUUAUGCACAAUGCAUCAAGGAUCUGGAAAUAAAGAAAACUCAGAUACUUAUUCUGGAAAGGCAGCAGGACAAUCUACAAAAAGAGCUAAAUGAGAUAAGCGCCCAGCUUUCUCGGGAAGCGCAAGCCCAUCGCUCCGAGGUGGAGAGACUGAGGAUGGAAAACUCUAGCUUGACAGAGGAGCUUCAUCAGAAGGAAAUUACUAUAGCAACUAUUGUGGGAAAUGCCGCUGUGCUGGAAAAGCAGACAAUGGAUUUAUCAACGAAAGAGCACAGAACCUGUUUCGAUCCUGCUGGUAUGCUGGAGUGUAAAAAUGGAAGGUUACGCAAAGAACUUCUUAAAUUGCCGAGGGACCCAGACAUGCCUUCCUUGGCAAAUGCCUUCGCCUACUUUGGAACGAAUCAUGCCAAGCCAGCCUCUCUGAAAAUGCCGGCAAAGGAAGAGAAGCCUGUGCAGGAUUCAAUCCAGUCUGCAAUAUAUGAACAUUUGGGAUGCUGCCAAACGCAUGUUCCUGACUGGCAUGGCCUGCGGGAUAGGAUUACUCUUGAAAGCAAUGGCCCUUCGCUUCCUGAAAUAUCGAGCCGAGAGCGUGAACCCGUAGCAGAUGGUAGAUCUCCCUCCCCCCUAGAGGUGCUCCCACCAUACUGCUCCACUUCCUUUCCUCAUCGGAAUAAAUCUGACGUAUUGCUGAACCAGGUCUACAUUAUGGAAGAAAGACAGAUGCCUUCCCGAGAGAGUUUGUUCCCGGCCGCUGCAGCAGAGAAAUUCCGACAAGAGGAAGAGAGGAGAGCACAGGACUUCGAACAGAUUUUAAACUCUCACAUUGAAGAACUGCGAAGGCAGUCAGCAAAUACCCUGAAGCACCAUGCCACUCUCAAGCAUAUCCACCGCAGAUGAAGCUUUAAAAAAAAACAAAAAACCUUAAAUUGUACAGAUAAAUCCCUGCACCAAACAUCAGCUACCAUUUAAAAAAAAAAAAAAAACUUUAGCCCAAGAAUUUUUUUUUGGUAAUGUGAGAUUUUUAUAUCGUUUCGCUGUGGAGUUCAUUUCAACAUGAAUUUGGAAGAUUGUGUAUCAAGAGGUCUCAAAAGAAAGUCUGGAAAUUAAAUGUGAAUAUAUAUUUUUUAA
Molecule: messenger RNA, 2336 nt
Organism: Thamnophis elegans (Western terrestrial garter snake)
Lineage: Eukaryota; Metazoa; Chordata; Lepidosauria; Squamata; Natricidae
Gene: DEUP1
Product: deuterosome assembly protein 1
Exons: 12
Coding region: 351-2105 (584 amino acids)
Biological process (GO): de novo centriole assembly involved in multi-ciliated epithelial cell differentiation; centriole replication
Cellular component (GO): deuterosome; centriole
Source: RefSeq, a predicted model, not a curated record